Messenger RNA from Pochonia chlamydosporia 170, 795 nucleotides. RefSeq names its product hydroxysteroid dehydrogenase. The record is from RefSeq and is a predicted model, not a curated record. Gene Ontology annotation, molecular function: oxidoreductase activity. The transcript has a single exon. NCBI's taxonomy places the organism in Eukaryota, Fungi, Ascomycota, Sordariomycetes, Hypocreales, Clavicipitaceae. The coding region runs from base 1 to 795 and encodes 264 amino acids.
AUGGCUGUUGAAAAGUACAUCCCCGGUCGCCUUGAUGGCAAAGUAGCCCUCGUCACUGGCUCAGGGCGUGGUAUUGGUGCGGCCAUUGCUGUUCAGCUUGGCAAGCUGGGCGCCAAAGUAGUUGUCAACUACUCUGCCUCUGCCACUCACGCCGAAAAGGUCGUAGCGGAGAUCAAGGCCAAUGGCUCUGACUCUAUCGCCAUCAAGGCUGAUAUCCGCGAUGUAUCUCAGACUGCCAAGCUCUUCGAUGAGGCGGUCGCACAUUUCGGCCAGCUGGAUAUUGCCGUCAGCAACGCCGGUGUCGUCAGCUUCGGACAUCUCAAGGAUGUCACCGAAGACGAAUUCGAUCGUGUCUUCAGCCUCAAUACCCGUGGGCAGUUUUUCGUCGCGCGAGAGGCCUACCGCGUGCUAGGAGAAGGCGGCAGAAUUAUUCUCACCUCCUCCAACACAUCCCGCGACUUUAGUGUUCCCAAGCACUCUCUCUACUCUGCCUCCAAGGGUGCUAUCGACUCUUUCGUCCGAAUCCUCUCAAAGGACUGCGGAGACAAGAAGAUUACUAUCAACGCGGUUGCUCCUGGUGGUACCGUCACCGACAUGUUCCACGAUGUGUCACACCACUAUAUCCCCAAUGGCGAAAAGUACACGGCGGAAGAGAUGCAGAUGGCUGCCUUUGCAUCUCCUCUUCACCGCAACGGAUUUCCUCAGGAUGUUGCUAAUGUUGUUGGAUUCCUUGUCAGCAAGGAGGCUGAGUGGGUGAAUGGAAAGACCUUGACUCUUGAUGGUGGUGCUGCUUGA